Messenger RNA from Schizosaccharomyces osmophilus, 1560 nucleotides. RefSeq names its product ER membrane protein, conserved protein. The record is from RefSeq and is a predicted model, not a curated record. The coding region runs from base 1 to 1560 and encodes 519 amino acids. NCBI's taxonomy places the organism in Eukaryota, Fungi, Ascomycota, Schizosaccharomycetes, Schizosaccharomycetales, Schizosaccharomycetaceae. The transcript has a single exon.
AUGGCUAAAAUCAUGUUUCGAAAGCGUAUUGUGAAAAGGUAUCUAUUCAUCAUUGCGCUUUUCAUAUCUGGCACAUUAUUUUUACAAAACACACCGGCUUUUAAAACCAAGAUUCCUUCGCUGGAUCUGAAACCGAAAGCCACUCUUUCCACAAAAUUUGAAGAUUACAAGAACAAGUUUAUUUCUUCCCUCGAAAAAGCAAAGCCUCCUUCCGAUACCAUCAUGUUUACUGCUUACGGUCUGGAAUCUCCGACGCAUAGUUUGUUCAUGCUGGCUUGUGACAUGGCUUUCAAAUCCAAAUCCUCCGUUAGCUUUUUGCUCAUAGAAGACGGCAGCGAGCCUUUGGACUUGUUCGAACUCAACCGGGAGACGGAAGCUUCGUGCCCCCUCAAUUUCUUUUUCGUCAAGGGGAUUGACAAACUUACGGAUGAACUCCCUUUAAAAGAUUUAAUUUCUCUUCAAUUUCAGCAAGCUUUAAAAAGCAUAUCUCCCUCCGUAAUUGUCACUUCAAAACAAUCUUCUCAAGUCAUGAAGGAUGCUACUGGCCCUUAUCUCGCUAAUAACUAUUACAGCCAUAAUGUCAUUGAUACAAAUGCCUUAGACGAAAAUGCCUGGGUUGCUAGCCUCGACGCAGAAUCACUAAAACAUUUUCGAACUCCCAGAAUUAAUGUCGUCCUAAUUGCAGAAGAAGACUCCUUCAAGGAAAUCCCAAAUAUGCUGUCUGAUUUAAAGAAGGACUACCACUCUCCCGAUGAGUACCCAUAUGUCUUCAUUCACAUAUAUCUCCUCAAAAAGCUUCCUGACCUAAAAGCCAUACGUAAUAAAUGGCCUCAAGACCGUCUCUUCAUGCAGUUUCAUGAAGAAAAGAAGCACCACGAAUUUACUGAGCUUUGGGUUCCUCCUAACGACUACACUUAUGCUCUUUUUGUUGACAUGACAAAGGAUGUGUCUACUGAACUUUCCUCUAAAUUGCUUACAUGGUACAAGUUUCUCAUUUUAACUACAUUUUAUAAAGAAGACUCUUCCAUUAUUCGAGACAACAUUAUGUCCAUCACUUCAUCCAGCGAAGCCGUAUCCGACAAUCCUAUUACAUUCUUUCAAAGAAAAUUGCCAAACGUUUUUUUGUUUACUCCCAUAGCUUUCCAAAAGUUUCAAGAAUACGUUUUUGCAAGAAAAUUUGUUCCCGACUUCAAGGUCACGAAUUUCAUACCAGAUGAAUACGAAGACGAUCCUACUGUAUUUCAACAAGUGGGCAACUUACUUACUGAAUUUCAGGCGCUACUCGGCCUAUACUCUUUAGUUGUCUCUCCUGCGAACAAUGGCCCCCUUGAUUCUGUAAAAAUUGAUAGCGUUAUGUCAGAUUUUCUAAAGUGUCCUCCCAAUAUAAGCUUUCCUCAGCUUUCUCUGGAUCCCCUUUUUCACACAUUUGACGACCAAAUACUGAAUUUUUCAAGUGCAAAGAACAUGUCAACGGAUUUGUAUCAAAGCGUUUCUGGGUGUGCUCAAUCUCACGUACUUUCGGCUUUUCCCAUACAAUCCAUAUUUUGUCCAAAAAGCUGA